AUGGCGUCCAACAACACAGCAAGCAUUGCCCAGGCCAGGAAACUGGUAGAGCAGCUGAAGAUGGAGGCCAACAUCGACAGGAUAAAGGUGAGGGGGAAUAAGGUCUAUAUCACCAGCCAAGAAGAUAAAAGACCUAACAGAUAUAUGAGAAAUCUUUAGCAUCACUGCCCAAAAGGAUGUAACGGAUUAGGAACAUCUGCUCUUUCCAUGACAUAGACUGACCAGGUGAAUCCAGGUGAAAGCUAUGGUCCCCUAUUGAUGUCACUUGUUAAAUCCACUUCAAUCAGUGUAGAUGAAGGGGAGGAGACAGGUUAAAGAAGGAUUUUUAAGCCUUGAGACAAUUGAGACAUGGAUUGUGUAAUGUGUGCCAAUCAGAGGGUGAAUGGGCAAGACAAAAGUUUUAAGUGCCUUUGAACGGGGUAUGGUAGUAGGUGCCAGGCACCCCGGUUUGAGUGUGUCAAAAACUGCAACGCUGCUGGGCUUUUUACGCUCAACAGUUUCCCGUGUGUAUCAAGAAUGGUCCACCACCCAAAGGACAUCCAGCCAACUUGACACAACUGUGGGAAGCAUUGGAGUCAACAUGGGCCGGCAUCCCUGUGAAACGCUUUCGACACCUUGUAGAGUUCAUGUCCCAAUGAAUUGAGACUGUUCGGUAGAAUCACUGCCUAAAAGGAUACAACCGAAAUAUGAGAAAUCGCUAGCAUCACUGCCUAAAAGGAUAUAGGAACUAAGGGAUAUACAGAAGGAGAUAUCGGUUGCAGCACAGAAUACAGCGGUAAUAACAUGGUGAUAGCAUGGUAACAACAUGGUGAUAGCAUGGUAAUAACAUGGUGAUAGCAUGGUAAUAACAUGGUGAUAGCAUGGUAAUAACAUGGUGAUAGCAUGGUAAUAACAUGGUAAUAACAUGGUGAUAGCAUGGUAAUAACAUGGUGAUAGCAUGGUAAUAACAUGGUAAUAACAUGGUGAUAGCAUGGUAAUAACAUGGUAAUAACAUGGUGAUAGCAUGGUAAUAACAUGGUGAUAGCAUGGUAACAACAUGGUGAUAGCAUGGUAACAACAUGGUGAUAGCAUGGUAACAACGUGGUGAUAGCAUGGUAAUAACAUGGUAAUAACAUGGUAAUAACAUGGUAAUAACAUGGUGAUAGCAUGGUAAUAACAUGGUGAUAGCAUGGUAAUAACAUGGUGAUAGCAUGGUAAUAACAUGGUAAUAACAUGGUGAUAGCAUGGUAAUAACAUGGUGAUAGCAUGGUAAUAACAUGGUGAUAGCAUGGUAAUAACAUGGUAAUAACAUGGUGAUAGCAUGGUAAUAACAUGGUGAUAACAUGGUAAUAACAUGGUGAUAGCAUGGCGAUAGCAUGGUAACAGGUUAAAGUUACCAUGCUAUUACCACUUUAUUCUGCACUGGAAUGUAAAAGUACUGACAAAUCUAUUGUGUGGAAUCGUAGUCAAACUGUUUGUGUGUGUGUGUGUGUGUGUGUCUUUCAAUACAGGUGUCCAAAGCAGCAGCAGACUUAAUGUCGUACUGCGAAGCCCAUGCCAAAGAGGACCCGCUCCUGUCACCGGUGCCUGCAUCCGAAAACCCUUUUAGGGAGAAGAAGUUCUUCUGUGCCAUCCUGUAA
This is a messenger RNA of Coregonus sp. 'balchen', 1619 nucleotides long. The record is from the annotation of a GenBank genome assembly. NCBI's taxonomy places the organism in Eukaryota, Metazoa, Chordata, Actinopteri, Salmoniformes, Salmonidae.